AUGUCCGAGAAGACAACCUGGACCCAUCUCGUCCGAUUUGAGCAUAAGGGAGUUCCAACAUUUGGGCAGCUGGUGUCCCCCAAGGACGACGGAGAUCUUGAUGAACAGUUUGAAGUUGAAAUCGCUACCGGUGAUCCUGUCUUUAACAAUGUGAAAUUCACUGGGGAAAGGGUGACUGUAGCAAGAAACACACUAUUGGCACCAUUUGCAACAGUCCCAAUUGUCAUCAAUACUGGUCUUAAUUAUGAUGAUCAUGUCAAUGAGUCCUUGUUUUACAGUGCUCCGGAUUUGAAACCGAACAUUCCAUAUAUCUUUUUUCGACCGUCCACCUCAAUCGCACCACCAUAUCCUUCUCUUCUGCGAACUUAUAAGGUUCAGCAAGAAUGCCUGGACUAUGAAGGCGAACUAGUCUUCCAGACAGGCUCCCGACCUCUGAAGGAUAUCUCUGUUGAAGAGGCCAAGAAGCAUAUCAUUGGAUUCACCACUGGUUGCGAUUUCUCCCCCCGGCCUGGGAAGAUCCUCGGCCGUAUGAAUUACAUUUACUCAAAAGCAUUUGACAGUUGGACCCCUUGCGGGCCAGUUUUGGUGCACCCCAGUGUUGUCGGAGUGCUGCCUGAAUUGGAUCUUACAACCAAAUGGAAUGGAAAGGUUGUGCAGAGCGACAACUCCCGCAACAUGCUUUUUAAUGUUGCCCAGAUUCUGUCCUCUAUGUCUAUAGGCACUACUGUCCAACCUGGAACUGUUGUCUUCUCUGGCACCUGCGGUGGUGGGGCGUGGUUUAUCAGUGAGGGUAAAGCAGGGACGGGUAUCCAGGAUGGAGAUGAAGUCGAAGUAAACAUCAAGGGCAUUGGGAAGGUUCGCGCAUACCCAUGUUUUGAUAAAUAG
This is a messenger RNA of Talaromyces proteolyticus, 885 nucleotides long. RefSeq lists its product as uncharacterized. The record is from RefSeq and is a predicted model, not a curated record. Lineage: Eukaryota; Fungi; Ascomycota; Eurotiomycetes; Eurotiales; Trichocomaceae. Bases 1 to 885 code for a protein of 294 amino acids. The transcript has 3 exons. Gene Ontology annotation, molecular function: acetylpyruvate hydrolase activity.